AUGCUGCACCCGACAGCGACGAAUCAUCUAGUUUUUUUUUCUUCAUCCAAUCACGAAGAGACCGUUGAGAAACACAGGCGAUACAAAAAGCGACGUGUCACCCAAACCGAUGCGGAGGUUAUUCCAACGUUCUGGCCGGAUGAAAAAUCUAGCAACGUCAAAGGAUGGCUGCACAAGAUCGACCAGUUGGGUGACGUAUAUAGAUGGGACAACAAAGACCGCCAGUUCAUCAUGCAGAUACGUCUUCGUGGGACGGAUAGAGACUGGUAUGACGAUCUGGACGACUACGAUUUCACGUGGAAAGGGUUUAAGGUCGCUCUAGAGACCGCGUUCCCACGUUCUACUGACUUUAUAGAUCUACUUGAAUCUAUGCUCGCUAGAAAGAAAACGUAA
Molecule: messenger RNA, 393 nt
Organism: Arctia plantaginis
Lineage: Eukaryota; Metazoa; Arthropoda; Insecta; Lepidoptera; Erebidae
Source: the annotation of a GenBank genome assembly